Molecule: messenger RNA, 1128 nt
Organism: Fusarium subglutinans
Lineage: Eukaryota; Fungi; Ascomycota; Sordariomycetes; Hypocreales; Nectriaceae
Product: d-amino acid oxidase
Exons: 3
Coding region: 1-1128 (375 amino acids)
Molecular function (GO): FAD binding; D-amino-acid oxidase activity
Source: RefSeq, a predicted model, not a curated record
AUGGUAGCCCCUGGCUCAUCUGAUAUAAGCGAGUCCACUAUUGUGGUAAUUGGUGCUGGCAUCAUCGGUCUCACCAGCGCCCUCAAGAUCCAACAACUAACCGCUGACUCACCAUCAACAUCGAUCCUCCUCGUCGCCAAAGAAUGGCCAACCUCAAUCCCCGGCGCACCAACAACCCAUUCAGCAGACUAUGCUUCUAUGUGGGCUGGUGCUCAUAUUCGACCCAUCCCCGCUUCAACGCCACAGCUGCGUCGUGAAGCCGAGUGGGUGAAACGCACUAUCGCUGAGCUUGAGAAACACCGGCAGAUUGAACCUUGGGUUGGAAUCAGACGUCUUCCGGGUAUUGAGUAUCUUGAGGACCCGUCACCUGAGUACUGGAAGCAAGAUGCCCAGAGUUUCGCCAAUGAGACUGGAUUGCCCGGAUAUCGGAAAUAUGAAGCACACGAGCUACCUGAAGGUGUAAAGUUGGGAUUUGAGUAUGAGACUUAUUGUAUCCAUGCGCCGCUGUACACUGCUAGUUUACUGCGCAAGUUUAUUGUUCAAGGGGGAAGGACGCUGCAGAGGGAUUUAAAGAGUGAAUGGGAGGCUUUUAUCCUAGCACCUAGUGUCAAACUAGUCGUGAAUGCGAGUGGAAUGGGUUUUGGAGAUAAGAAGUGCUUCCCCAUUAGAGGCCAGACAGUGCUAACCAAUCUCACCGCUGCCGACAAAACAAUCACAACCCAAAAGAAAGACGGCACAUGGAGCUUUAUAAUUCCUCGUUCCUUCAAUGGAGGAACAGUUAUUGGCGGUACAAAAGAGGUGGGAGACUGGCAGCUCGAAGCAUCGCGGGAAACACGCACUCAGUUACUGAAAGCUGCUCAGUCAAUCAUACCACAAGCAUGCGAUAAGAGCCAAAGACCUGAGACGAUAAAGGUGAUCAAGGAUGUUGUUGGAAGAAGACCAGCUCGCGAGGGCGGCAUGAGAGUCGAGACUGAAGCUAAGGAUACUACAUGGGGUGUCAAGCAUGUGGUUCAUGCCUAUGGCGCCGGCGGACGAGGAUUUGAAUUAUCUUGGGGCGUGGCGAGUGAAGUGGCUGAACUUGCGAGGGAGAUACUGGAAUCGAAGUCUCGUCCUCGACCGAACCUAUAG